GCUGUGAAGCUAUUUGAAAUACCAUUAAAUCUCAUCAUCAAGUCAGAAAAAUAACUUUAAAUUGAUAAUAAUAAUUGAAUUUCGUCAGGCAGUUUACAAGCAGAACCAACAAAAACACAUUAAAAAUUACAAUUUGAAUUGUGAAAUUGAUGCGAAUUGAUUGCAACCGAAAAUAGUGAUAACUAUCCCAUAAUAUUUGGAAAAGCACCAGAAAUUGUGAUUGAUUGAUUAAACCAUGAGUAGAACAAGAUCAAGAGAGGAUCAAUUUAAUAUUCCACCCGAAAGGAAAGACGACAUUAAGAACCUUGUAGUCAUAAAACAAGGCGUCAAGUCAAUCAUACGGGAAGAAUAUCGCGACAGAGUGAUUCAGUUUUUGGAUCAUCGAAGCUACAAAAUGACACUGAUUUCGUCACUGGCAUCAUUGUUGGCGUUGUACAAAAUUCAAGAAGCCAUCGAUGAUGGGAACCAACAAUUUUUUGUACAAAACGGUAAAACAUUUUUCAUUGAGUGCUUUAACGGUGUUUUAGCCGAUAAAGUCGACAGAGAGGAACUAAUGCCGCCAGCUUUUCGUAACAUUGUCGAGGCACACUUCGGUGUAGAGAAUUUUGAAUGGCCCGAUAAAGAAUGCCUGGGAAAUGGUUUUAAUUAUUUCUACCAAGAUCACAUUCGAAAUAAUCAGACCAAUCUCAACACUCAUUGUUCAGAACAUGUUGAAUCGUUUUUUCAAAUGAAACGCUGGUAUUAUAACAUGAAUAUCAAUGGCCAUCAAUACAAUGGAUCAAAAUUUGACGGCAUCGAUAUACGAAACGCAAAAGUUUACGCCACUAGUAACAAAGAUCUGACACAUGGUGAUGUAGAGAGAACAAAUAAGAUGAACAUUUUAUUGUAUGAACUGGAAAGAAUCGGUUGGCAGUGUCAAAAAGUUCAUAAUGAACAAUUGGUUCCGGUCACUGUCAAUGAGUUCGUUAAGGACAAUUGGUUCCAAUCACUGUGGAUGUUCGGUCAAAUGCAACGCCAAAUCGAAGUGUUUCAUCAAUAUUCACAACAAUGGCAUGCAUUCCGUCGCGAUGGAUUGAUAACGAACAAUCGACCGCCAAAAGUGAACAAUUUCGCACUUGUCCCGUUAUGCCGAUUCCAACUGAAAAACGUUCGAUUGGAUAUGACAGAUAUGUAUUAUUUGGCGAACACUGUACUAGGAGUGGUGCCAAGUUCUCGCAAUCCGCUGACCAAUCGAAUGAACAAAUACACACUGGACUAUUACUUGUACGGCCAUCGAGAUGAAUUGUGGAAUUUGGUUUUCGACAUGGAUAAAAUCAAAAAAAUCGCCAGCGAAGGCUUGGGUGGAAAAUUCGGAGCAGGCCACAUUUAA
This is a messenger RNA of Contarinia nasturtii (swede midge), 1369 nucleotides long. RefSeq lists its product as uncharacterized. The record is from RefSeq and is a predicted model, not a curated record. Bases 236 to 1369 code for a protein of 377 amino acids. NCBI's taxonomy places the organism in Eukaryota, Metazoa, Arthropoda, Insecta, Diptera, Cecidomyiidae. The transcript has 3 exons.